Messenger RNA from Amphibalanus amphitrite, 3989 nucleotides. RefSeq names its product histone-lysine N-methyltransferase 2D-like. Bases 178 to 3717 code for a protein of 1179 amino acids. The record is from RefSeq and is a predicted model, not a curated record. The transcript has a single exon. Lineage: Eukaryota; Metazoa; Arthropoda; Thecostraca; Balanomorpha; Balanidae.
CCCGGCCGGCCGGUCUUUGGGCGGCGACCGUCGUGACCUCGGGUCGCGCGGCUGCCGGCCGGCGGGCGAGCAAGUGGCGAGCGGUGACACUCACCUGUGGAAUCAGUGACUGAACCAGUGCAGUGAGGCUACGAGGCUAAUUUUCUAUCGGUGCGCGCUGCGGCAGUGACCGGAGCGAUGGCCUCCAAUUGGCCACACGACGGGAACGACCCGCCGGAGGAGCCGGAGCCGGUCGAGAAUCUGGUGCGCCGGUUCGAGGAGGCCCUCCAGGAGCCGAACGAGUCUCUGGAGGCGUUCAUGACGCGUCUCCAGGCGCUGGCCAUGGCCGCCUUCUCCGACGAGCUGGCCCGCUCUCGGCGCCGGCGCGUGCUGUGGCGCUUCAUCGCCGGCCUCUGGGACCACGACCUGUCUGAGCGACUCAAGGAGUUCCGCUGGCGCGAGCACCACCCGUCGGGCCGGCCGGUGACCUGCGAGCAGCUGCUGCGGAUCGCCUCCUCCAUCCGGUACAGCCGGCCCGGAAUGUCCUACGGCGGCCUCUCCGGCUGGCGGCCCCAGGCGGUACUCUACCACUGCCCGAGGGUAGGCGAGGAAAGGGCCAGGGUGCGGCUCGGCCAGGCUGAACCGCUGCCGACCAUGCCCGGUAACCUGCGGGACGAGCCGGCAGAGUCCGACUCGGGGGAGAGCUACUGGUCUCCAGUUGCGCCGAGACCGGCCGCCGGCCAGCCGCCGACGGGACAGCUCGCUGUACCGCCCUCGGCCGACGGAGCCGGCCCGUCGGGAGUCCGUGCGGCGCAUCGAGAGCACCUGCAGCACUCCGGGCGGCCGGGGGAGCACGCCGGACCUAACGGGGUGAGCGGUCGGGCGGCGCGAGCUCCCGACAACCAGGCAGCCGGGCCGUCCUGCGGUGUCGAGGGCCCGAUCCCAGUGCCUCCGGCGCGCCGUCUAGCUGCUGUGUCCCCUCACUAUGAGACCAUUACCGUCACCGACGCGUCCCACAACUCGCUGCCGACUGGUGGCGAAGAUGACCCCGAUCAGGAGAUCGAUGUGACAGGUGAGGACAGCCCCGAACAGAAGCCGGUCGAGCCCGACUCGACACAGCCCCAGCCGCCGACCCCGACGGCCCGGCAGCAGCAGCAGGUCCGGCCUCGGCAGCAGCUGUCGGUCCGGUUUCAGCGCGAUCAGCAGCAGGGACAGUCUCGGCAGCAAAUGCAGCAGCAGGCCCUGGCUCAGCAGCAGCAGUUGGUUCGGGCUCAUCUGCAGCAGCAUCUGAUCCGGUCUCAGCAGCAACAGGCCCGGUUACAGCAGCAGCAGCAGCAACAGCAGCAGCAGCAAAUGCGGUUUCAGCACCAUCAACAGCAGCAUUGCCGACCUCAGCAUCAGCAGCAGCUGUCUCAGCAGCCAGGCAGGUUUCAGCAUCAUCAGCAGCAGGACCUGUCUCGUCAGCAGGAGCAGCAGCAGGUCCAAACACAACAGCAACAGAUGGACCGGUCUCAUCAGCAUCAUCAUCAGCAGCAGCAGCUGGUUCGGUCUCAGCAGCCGCCACUCCGACCUCAGCAACAGGAGCAGGUCCGAACACAGCCCCUGCCGCCGGCUGCCAUUCUCCAGCGGUCACAGCAGCAGCAGCAGCAGCAGUCGCAGGGCCAGUCUCAGCAACCGCUUCAGCCGCCGGAGGCGUCUCAGCGUCCUUCUCAGGCUAGCAGAGACCCUGAUCAGCAACUGCGGAUGAGGACGGAGCCAGUGUCACCGAUACCGCUGGACGACGACUUGUCGGCCGCAUACCUGGGCGCUUCGAGUCUCAUCAACUCUGCGAUCAUUCGACAUGUCCUGGAGUACCGAGAGGAGCAGCUCCAGCAGCUCCAGGAGGCCGAGGGGCUGAUGGCGCGCAGCUCCAGGGCGGCCCCGGACCGCCCCCGGUCGCCCCCGGUGCGCUCUCGGUCUCCGAUCGCUCGGCAUGACUCGCUGCGAGUGGAACACUCCAGCCCAGAGAUCCGCGGCCGGCGGCGCGCGGGGAAUGACAGCGAACGGACUCGGGAGGCUUCGGGCGAAACUCCGAUGGACCUGUCCAGCGGUCAUAGUCAGGCCGGAGGAUCAACGCAGCCGUCUGAAGCCCAAGGUCCGUCAUCCUCCCGCUCUGCUACUCUCUCACAGCUUCCGAGGCCACAGGCAACUAUUCUCCAGGCACGCCCUCUGCCUCAGACACGGGGCCAUGCUUCAGUUUUUCGAAAUCCAGUCUUAGUUUCUCACCAUCUCUCUCCAGUUCCUGAUAACUCCAAUAUGCUUAGUAGGAGAACUACCUCUCCUGCUAGAACCAGCAGCCUGCAGACCCACCAGCAGUCAGCAAUGGCGUCUCAUCACAAUCCUAUACCAGCCCGUAGAUCUAGCCAACCUCCUGUCAGGCAAAUGUCAGCCCAUCCGCCAGCCCCAAACCAGCUGCCAACCAGGAACCAGCCACCGCUCUCGGAGCGGCCCUCAGCCCCACGUCCGAUGCUAGUUCUACAGCAGCUGCAAGCCGCACUCCAGCCGCCGGUCCCGGACCAGAGACUACCAGUCACGGAUCAGUCGCCGGUCCCGGUCCCACCACCAGUACAAGACCAGCAGCCAGCCAAGGACCAGUCUCCAGCUAAGGACCAGUCUCCAGCUAAAAACCAGUCUCCAGCUAAGGACCAGCCACCAGUCAAGGACCAGCCACCAGCCAAGGACCAGCCGCCAGUCAAGGAUGAGUCGCCAGCUCAGGAACAGCCGGCAACCACGAACCAGCCACCAGCCCAGCAACAGCCAGCUGCUUCAGGCCCGGCCCAUCUUCAGACUUCUGAGCAGCAACGCCAGUCUGCAGUACCUACCGCGACUCGCUCCCAGGCUUCUGCUGCGGCUGCAGCUGGUCCUUCCCAGCCACCUGCACGGUACCAGGACCAGCCACGCGCGUCCGGCUCGGCCCCGCGUCGCCCAGUUCCGGACCAGGCCCUGUUCUCCCAGUAUGCCUCCCUGUCGUCUGUAGGCCGGGCGGUGGGACUGCCCCCGCUGCUGCGUCACCCGUUCUCCCAGCACCCGGACGCUCUCUCCAUAGACCCGGCACUGGUCGAGGGUCGUUUUCCGGCGCCGCUCUCGCCUCUCUCCCCGGUCGCCCAGGGGGUGAUGCCGUCGCCACAGACGCUCCGUCAGGUGGCGUCCGGACGUCCGCCACCAUCGGCCGCCUCUCCCGGAGCGUUCUCUGUGUUCCGGAGCUCGAGUCCGACGCCCAGUCGUCCGUCACCGCUGCUCCAGACCCUGGGCCUGUCGCCGCGUGGUGGAGGAGCCGGACAGCGACCCACGCUGCGUCACCAGCGCUCGGCCUCUCACGAGCCGGCCUCUCAGCUCAUCCACCUCCCGAGCCCGUCCCAGCCGUCACACUCUACUGAAGCUGCGCAUCCUCGGCAGGCUCAGGGAACGAUCCCGGGAACUGCGUCUGCACCGGGCGGCGCGGACCCGCGGCCGGCGUCUGCCGAAGAGUCGGCCGGGCCAGCACCGACUCUGGGCGACUACGAGUCUGACUCGUCCAGCCGCAGUCGGCGGAGACUCUCCCGUAGCCGGAGGGACCGGCGCCGCCAGCAGCGUCUGGCCAGAGACGAGAAACUCCGGCGGAUUGCCGGCAACGGGGCUGAUCGGGAGGACGGCGCCGCCCCGGCGGCCGCAGCCCCCGACGCGUGGAUGGACUACAGGCGAGACGCUGACAGCGAUUAACGGAUGACUCUAUGCAUUCCGACGUGCUUUGGAUUUGGACAUGUUAUGACGACCAUUGUAGUGCUUUUUUAUCACUGUUGAUAACAAUAUCUGGCGUCUUUUGCCUCUGUCUUUUAAUCACUCGACGUUUCAGUAGCUAACUGCAUCUGUUUUCUACCGGUCAUGUAGAUAUCAUAGACUGCUAUUACUUUUUUAUUAGAUGUGUAGAUUUUACAUCACGCUAAAUCGGCAAUAACUUGUUUUGCAUCUUUUGGAAUAAAUGUGACCAAGAA